AUGACGAAGAAAGCCGGUGAGACAAGUACCCCAGGUGAGCGUGGGGGGGAGAUGGUGGCACCAGCGCCAUCUCUCAAGCUCUCCAAGACCAAUUACUGCAUUUGGUCACUGAGAAUGGAGGUAUAUCUUGAUUCUCACGAUUUAUGGCAGGCCAUUGUCGAAGAGAAUGAUGACAGUUCUUGA
This is a messenger RNA of Spirodela intermedia, 183 nucleotides long. The record is from the annotation of a GenBank genome assembly. NCBI's taxonomy places the organism in Eukaryota, Viridiplantae, Streptophyta, Magnoliopsida, Alismatales, Araceae.